CAGAGCAGCGUCCUCCUUCGGCCGUGAUAUCCACCUGACGCGAACGCACGCACGGAGUCAUGCGAAGAGAGACGCUGUUGGCCCUGCUUACCGUCGCCCUCGCGGCAACGGUGGCGGCGAAAGACUCCCCGGCGGCCAAGGAGGGCCACAGGACGAAGCAGGCUGAGGAGGAGAUCAGCAGGACCCAGAAGAAGCGCGGCCUCUUCGACCUGGGCUACGGGGGCGGCUACGGCUCCGGGCUGGGCAUCGGCUACCUGGGGGGCGGCCACGGGCUCUUCGGGGGCGGCGGCGGCUUCGGCGGCAGCUACGGAGGCCACGGCCACGUCAAGACCGUCACAGUCACCCAGAAGGUCGGCAUCCCCGUGCCGCAGCCGUACACCGUCCACGUGCCCGUUGACAAGCCCGUCCCGUACCCCGUGGCCAAGCCGUUCCCCGUCGAAGUCAAGGUCCCCGUCGACAGGCCUUACCCCGUACCGGUCGAGAAGCCGGUCCCUUACCCGGUGGAGAAGCCUUUCCCAGUACCGGUGAAGGUGCCGGUGGACCGACCCUACACCGUCCACGUACCCGUCGAGAGGCCCGUACCUUACCCCGUGGAAGUCAAGGUCCCGGUACCCCAGCCCUAUCCCGUCCACGUCCCCAAGCCCUACGCCGUCGUCGUCGAGAAGAAGGUCCCCGUGCCAGAGCCCUACCCGGUCGAAGUAAAGGUCCCCGUACCACAGCCGUACACUGUCCACGUCAAGGUACCGGUGGAAGUGCCCGUUGACCGCCCUUACCCUGUCCACGUAAAGGUCCCCGUCGACAGGCCGUACCCGGUGCACGUCCCACAGCCCUACCCAGUGGAGAAACCAGUACCUGUACCCUACACUGUCGAGAAGCCCUACCCUGUAGCGGUGAAGGUUCCCGUGGACCGUCCUUACCCGGUGGAUGUCCCCAAACCCUACCCAGUACCUGUAGAGAAACCUGUUCCCUAUCCAGUCGAGAAGCCAGUUCCCUACCCCGUCGAGAAGCCCGUAGCCUACCCGGUCAAGGUACCUGUUGACAGGCCCUACCCUGUCGAUGUGCCCAAGCCAGUCCCUUACCCAGUUGACAAGCCUUACCCUGUGCCUGUUGACAAGCCCUACCCAGUGCCAGUAAAGGUCCCAGUAGAAAGGCCCUACCCAGUUCCCGUGAAGGUCCCCGUGGCGGUCCCGAUCAAGUCUCACUACGGCGGUGAAGGUCUAGGAAGUGGCUACGGAGGUGGAUUAGGGGGCUACGGAGGUGGAUUUGGCGGCUACAGUGGAGGUGGCUACAGUGGAGGCUACCACCAUUAAGGCAGACUGUUGACGCUCUGAAGUUACCACCAUGGAGUUCGUCUCCUACGCCAACAUCGUAGAUCAUUAACCGCGCCCACAGUAUCGAAGUACCAUCUGAAACACCAUCAUCAUCAGUCGUCUGUCCUGUGAUUCCACGCCCUGAACAACAGCUGACGUCAUCACUGAGGUCCAACUGAUCAUCAUUCCUCGCUGCUGAUCCUGCUCCUUGAGCCGUCGCUCACACUCAAUUCCCAUGCACCACAUUUUUUUAUGUAUUCGCAACUGCAUAUAACUGUACCGCUGGCUACCACGUGACUCUCAGUGGAAUUUUCCUUCGCCUUAUCAUCGCGAUUACUCAAAUUUGUUAUGAGGAGGAAAUAUUGUCUCCUUCUGACUACUAGUUGUGAACCCUCCAACUUGUGUGUAGUAAACGUUGCUCAAAAAAGGAUAGUCCAGCACAUUACAGAGCACUUCAAUCGAAGAGGCUCUGUGACGGGCAAGUCCAAACGAAGUAAGCGUUCCUUGGAGGAUGAUGAUGCCAAAGCAUCCUAGUUACCAGAAAUCACAUUGCUAAUGCCUCCUUGGAUGCGCCUAAGAGAACUGCAUACAGGAAGAGUCACUGUGUAACAGAACGGUACAAAUAUGCUUUUGCAUUAUGUAUAGUUUCCAGUCAUAUGUCAAAGUGUCUGCUUGACGUACACCAUCUCAUUUUGUGAUAAGUCUUGUUUAUAUGUUCACAACUAUUUUUGUACUGCAAAAAUAAAUAAAAAAUAAAGAAUAUUUUUCUCAAA
Molecule: messenger RNA, 2083 nt
Organism: Schistocerca piceifrons (Central American locust)
Lineage: Eukaryota; Metazoa; Arthropoda; Insecta; Orthoptera; Acrididae
Product: repetitive proline-rich cell wall protein 2-like
Exons: 2
Coding region: 60-1310 (416 amino acids)
Source: RefSeq, a predicted model, not a curated record